AUGGCACAAGCCAACCCCACCGGAACAUCACGUCCAGUGCGGCCGUCACUGCGACAUACCCUCUCAGGCACUUCUAUUAUCCAAGACCAUCAGCAAUACAAGCCCCAAGCUCCUAUUAACCAGAGCAUUGGGGAUGUCUUGGGCAGUGCUGCCGAGCCCGCCCGGGGGCCGCUCACGUUCAAUGCCAACCCGAUUAGCCCGGAUCCCGAAAAGGUGACCGACAGCGGCAUCAUCCAUAGCAUUUUUGAUCAUCAGGCCAAUCCUCUUCCUGCCGGUACUCCCCAGUUGGUCGCGACCAUCUACUACAAGUCCUCCGAUCCAAUUCACCCUCAUCUCCAUCCCGACGUAUCUGGAAAUGUUCGAUCUGGAGACAAACUUCCGUCCCCCAUGGUUCCCGUUGGUUCCGCCCCGACGGUUGACAUUGAGAAAAUCCCACGGGAGCCCCCAGCGCCAGAACCGGAGCCGCUUGACCACCUUUACGGGCCAUUUGUAUCGCAAUUGUGCUUGACCAACUUCCUACAAAUCUUAGAAACCCUCCCCACUCCGUAUCAGCGCAUGAACACAUCCCACCGUUGUCUGGACCAGGAUGACCAGCCCCGUGUGGUCGAGGUCACAUUCUCACCGCCCCCGAACCCAAAUUACCUUACUUUUGCGGACCUUAGGAAACAUGAGAGUAUCUGGCGUUUUGAGCGUGAAUGGAAUGUGGAGGUCGUGCUACAGAAGGAGAGCGUCUUCCGUCGGCAUAAGCGGCUAGCAGUGUUUGAUAUGGAUAGCACUCUGAUUCAGAACGAGGUUAUUGAUGAGAUUGCCAAGUUCAUCGGAGUAGAGAAGGAGGUGUCGGAAAUCACGGAACGUGCCAUGAAUGGCGAGCUCGACUUUUCGCAAUCACUCCAGGAACGUGUUGGCUUGCUCAGAGGGGUUCCGGCGGAUGUGUUCGACAAGCUGAAGUCUGUGAUCACUAUCUCUCCCGGUGCGCGCGAAUUGUGUAAGAGCUUGAAGGCUCUUGGUUUCAAGAUGGCCGUCCUGAGUGGAGGCUUUCAGCCGCUGGCAGAAUGGCUCGCUAGCGAGCUUGGUCUCGACUACGCUUUUGCCAACCAUCUGGAAGUCGACCCCACAUCUCAAACCCUAACCGGCAAACUCGUCCCAACUUUCCCCAUCAUCCACGCAGAGCAAAAGCGCUCCCUCCUCUACUCCCUCGCCGCAGAAAACAACAUUCCCGUUUCUCAGACCAUCGCCGUUGGCGAUGGCGCCAAUGACCUGCCUAUGCUCCACGCCGCAGGCCUCGGUGUCGCCUGGCGCGCCAAGAGCAAGGUGCAACUUGAAGCACCCACCCGUCUCAACGGUGAAAGCCUAACGGAUGUUCUCCACCUCCUUGGCCUCGACAAGAGGGAUCUCAAGGAGUUGACGGGCGAGUUGGUCGAUGAUGCAUGA
This is a messenger RNA of Aspergillus ruber CBS 135680, 1431 nucleotides long. RefSeq names its product phosphoserine phosphatase SerB. Gene Ontology annotation, cellular component: cytoplasm. The record is from RefSeq and is a predicted model, not a curated record. Gene Ontology annotation, molecular function: magnesium ion binding; L-phosphoserine phosphatase activity. The transcript is spliced from 3 exons. Lineage: Eukaryota; Fungi; Ascomycota; Eurotiomycetes; Eurotiales; Aspergillaceae. Gene Ontology annotation, biological process: dephosphorylation; L-serine biosynthetic process. Bases 1 to 1431 code for a protein of 476 amino acids.